This is a messenger RNA of Daucus carota subsp. sativus, 564 nucleotides long. RefSeq lists its product as uncharacterized. The coding region runs from base 98 to 460 and encodes 120 amino acids. The record is from RefSeq and is a predicted model, not a curated record. The transcript has a single exon. Gene Ontology annotation, cellular component: membrane; photosystem II. Lineage: Eukaryota; Viridiplantae; Streptophyta; Magnoliopsida; Apiales; Apiaceae. Gene Ontology annotation, biological process: photosynthesis.
AUCAAAUAUGCUUCCUCCAAUAUCUAUUUCCAUCUUUCAAACACACCCUGGCCUUGAACAAGAGAAACAAUAGACACAACAAGAGGGUGAGAAAGCAAUGGCCUCUACUAGUGCAAUUUCCAUGGCUAUGCCAAUAACUUCUGCAAGCCACAAAAAGAUUCCAAGCUCUGAAACCUUCUUCAAGCCAUUGCCGGUAAGGCCCUCAAAGGCAUUGGUGGCAUCGAAAGCUGCCGUCAGUCUGAAAGUUAAUGCUUCCUUCAAGGAGAAAGCAAUCACGGGAUUGACUGCCGCUGCACUGACUGCCUCAAUGGUGGUUCCAGAUGUAGCAGAGGCUGCCUCAGGGGUGUCACCGUCGCUCAAGAACUUCCUGCUCAGCAUUUCUGCUGGUGGAGUUGUUCUGGUUGCAAUUAUCGGUGUUGUAGUGGGUGUUUCCAAUUUCGAUCCUGUCAAGCGGGGCUGAGCUGCACCUCAUUCUUACGCAUUCUUUUCUAGUUCCUGUAUUUCUUGAUGUUGAACUAAUGAAUUACGUUACAUAUGUGUAAUUGAGAAAAUUUCUUACUUGUA